UCCUCUCCUCCCCUGCCCGCCCGUCAUGGCGCUGCUGGCGGCUCCGCGCAGCCUGGCGGCUGCCUCCUCCCGCAAGCGGCGGCUGCUCGCCAUCGCCCUGCUGCGGCCUCCCGCCGCCGCCGCCGCCUGCGCGCACGGCUGGCUUGCGGGGAGCGGGCGGCAGCGGGCCCCCGCGGCCCCGGGGAGCGGCCAGGUUCCACCAUUCUGCAAGCAAAGAUCAUGGCACAGUCUGGGGGGAGAUUAUUCAAGGCCGUUAUUAGAGGCUUCAGAGAUCCUCCCGAGGUGGCGACUGAUAGAAAAGAGAAUGUGUUGGCAUGGUCAUGCGGGUGGAGGGCUUCACACAGAUCCAAAGGAAGGGCUGAAAGAGAUAGAUGCCAAAAAGAUUAUCAGAGCAAUGUUGUCUUAUGUGUGGCCCAAAGACAGACCAGACCUGCGAGCCAGAGUAGCCAUAUCUCUGGGGUUUUUAGCAAGUGCAAAGGCCAUGAAUAUAUUGGUUCCCUUCAUGUUUAAAUAUGCAGUAGACAGCCUCAACCAGGUAUCUGGAAACAUACUCAACCUGGAUGCUGCACCAAAUACAGUGGCAACUGUGGCAACUGCUGUUCUCAUUGGCUAUGGUAUCUCAAGAGCUGGGGCAGCGUUAUUUAAUGAAGCUAGAAAUGCAGUAUUUGGGAAAGUAGCUCAAAAUUCAAUCAGAAGGAUAGCAAAGAAUGUUUUUCUGCACCUUCAUAACCUGGAUUUGGCGUUCCAUCUAAGUAGGCAAACCGGAGCUCUGUCAAAAACCAUCGACAGAGGAACAAGAGGCAUUAGUUUUGUUCUUAGCGCUUUAGUAUUUAAUCUGGGACCGACAAUGUUUGAAGUGGCACUAGUCAGUGGAAUUCUGUAUUACAAAUGUGGUGCAGAGUUUGCUUUAGUAACUCUGGGGACACUAGGAGCCUAUGCAGCAUUCACGAUAGGAAUUACCCAGUGGAGGACUAAGUUUCGAAUAGAAAUGAACAAAGCAGAUAAUGAUGCGGGUAAUGCUGCAAUUGACUCGCUACUAAAUUAUGAGACUGUGAAGUAUUUCAAUAAUGAAAAAUAUGAAGCCCAACGGUAUGAUCAGUUCUUGAAGACCUAUGAAAAUGCCUCCCUGAAGACUACCUCUACGUUAGCUCUCCUGAACUUUGGACAGAGUGCUAUAUUUAGUAUUGGCUUAACGGCCAUCAUGGUGCUUGCUAGCCAGGGCAUUAUUGCAGGCAGCCUUUCUGUUGGAGAUCUAGUAAUGGUGAAUGGAUUGCUGUUCCAGCUUUCUCUUCCCCUAAACUUCCUGGGAACAGUAUACAGAGAGACAAGACAAGCACUUAUAGAUAUGAAUACCUUGUUUACACUUCUCAGUGUAGAUACCAAAAUUAAAGACAAAGAGCUGGCUCCACCCCUGCAGAUCACACCACAGACUGCUGCCAUCGCCUUUGAUAAUGUGCAUUUUGAAUACCUUGAGGGGCAGAAAGUCCUUGCUGGAGUGUCUUUUGAAGUCCCUGCAGGAAAGAAAGUGGCCAUUGUAGGAGGUAGUGGGUCAGGGAAAAGCACAAUUGUGAGAUUAUUAUUUCGUUUCUAUGAACCUCAGAAAGGAAAUAUUUAUGUUGCUGGACAGAACAUACAAGAUGUCAGUUUGGAAAGUCUGAGAAAGGCAAUAGGAGUUGUACCUCAGGAUGCUGUUCUCUUCCAUAACACUAUCUAUUACAAUCUGGUCUAUGGCAAUAUCGGUGCAACACCAGAAGAGGUGUAUGCAGUAGCAAAAUUGGCAGGAAUCCACGAUGCCAUUCUUCGAAUGCCAAAUGGUUACAACACUCAGGUUGGUGAACGAGGACUCAAGCUCUCGGGAGGAGAAAAGCAAAGAGUUGCAAUUGCUAGAGCAAUGUUAAAGGAGCCACUUGUUUUUCUCUAUGAUGAAGCCACAUCAUCUUUAGAUUCAAUUACAGAAGAGAAUAUUCUCAGUGCCAUGAGGGACAUGGUGAAACACCGAACAUCGGUUUUCAUUGCCCACAGGUUGUCAACAGUAGUUGAUGCAGAUGAAAUCAUUGUGCUGGAUCAGGGUAAAGUUGUGGAACGUGGUAGACAUGCAGACCUCCUUGCAAGUCCUAACAAUCUCUAUUAUGAAAUGUGGCAUACACAGAGCAGCAAAGUACUAAAUAAUCAUAACAAUCCAAAUUGGGAAGAGAGAAAUAAUCGGAUGUCCAAAGAGGAGGAAAGGAAGAAACUAGAAGAAGAAAUUAUCAAUAGUGUGAAAGGCUGUGGAAACUGUUCAUGCUAAGUAUGAUCCUGGAUUAAUCUUCUGAACAGGUUAAAAAUGCACAAGAUGACAAUGAAGUGCAGCUCUUGUUUUUAAGUCAGCAUUCAAAAACUUCCUGGGUUUUGCAGUUUUUGGGUUUUACAGUUUCUCAGAGGGACGUAAUUUCAACCAAAGGAGUUCUAUUUUUACAUCGUUAGAAAACUCUAAUAUUCAGUGGCAUCUGCAAGAGCUGAGCUUUUUCAAAAACUUUAAACAUCUCAACUAAGAGUGUAAUUUAUGGCAAUUUUUAGGCAUUGGUAAAUUCUGGUAGUCGCUUGAGGUGGAUUAUUAAAUUGUAAACAGAUUUGUCAUUGAUUUACGUUAUUUCUCAUCAUUAAUGGUUGAUAAAUAUGUCAUGUUUUAAUUGUAAUUGGGCUAAUUUGAACUCAUUUGGUAGUGAGGAAGAUGCAAUUUAAAUUCUUCAGUGGUAUUCUGGUUUAAAAUGUUCUUCCUUCUAAAGAAUAAGAAAAGCCUCAACAACAUAUUAGAGGCUUCUAGCAGCAAACUAAAUAUUGGAAUUAUCCAUCUCACCCUUCAAAAACACCUUUCAUACUGGACUAUCAGGAAAUGUCUUGGUAUUACUCUAAAAGAAAGCUAACAGUAUUUUUUAAGAGCUGGCAAAAAUCUAGAAUUGACAAAAUAUUGUGUGACUUUACAGAAAACAUACAAAAUGUUGUAUGUAAAUAUGAAGACUCGGAAGUUUCCCUUAAAUGAAAAAAUCUGAGUUCAGGAUUCUGUAUCCUGAACAUCUGCUGUAGUAGUGAAAGCAGAAUGCAGUCACUUUUUCUAUUUCAGUCAUGGUCUUAGGGAGCAAUUAAGAUUCAAUAAAGACUUCCAUAAAUUUCUAUUAUGUCAUUAAUGUAUGAGAAAAUGACCUGGAUAAUCUUGAAAGUGUUGCUAUAAUAAUCUCAUUUCAAUAGUCAGAACUUCUUCAGUGUCAAGAAACCUCAGUCUUUACCAUUUGUGGGACACUGCAGGUGUAUUGGGUUUGCAUGGCAAGGUUUUGGUAGUGGGGGGGCUACAGGGGCGGCUUCUGUGAGAAGCUGCCAGAAGCUUCCCCAAUGUCCAACAGAGCCAAUGCCAGCCGGCUCCAAGACGGACCCGCCGCUGGCCAAGGCUGAGCCCAUCAGCGACGGUGGUAGCACCUCUGGGAGAACAGAUUUAAGAAGGGGGAAGAGUUGCUGCACACCAGCAACUUCAGCUGGAGAGAUGAGUGAGAAGAUGUGAGAGAAACAACCCUGCAGACCCCCAGGUCAGUGAAGAAGGAGGGGAGGAGGCGCUCCAGGCGCUGGAGCAGAGAUUCCCCUGCAGCCUGUGGAUGCCUGAAGGAGGCUGUGGCCCCGCAGGAAGCCUGCGCUGGAGCAGGCUCCUGGCAGGACCUGCGGAUCCGUGGAGAGAGGAGCCCACGCUGGAGCAGGUUUGCUGGCAGGACUCGUGACCCUGCGCUGGAGCGGUCUGUUCCUGAAGGACUGGAGCCCGGGGAAGGGACCUAUGCUGGAGGAGCUCAUGAAGAGCUGCAGCCUGUGGGAAGGACCCACGUUGGAGAAGUUUGUGGAGGACUGUCUCCUGUGGGAGGGACCCCACGCUGGAGCAGGGGAAGAGUGUGAGGAGGAAGGAGCGGCAGAGACAACGUGUGAUGAACUGACCACAACCCCCGUUCCCCAUCCCCCUGUGCCGCUGGCAGGGAGGAGGGAGAAAAAUUGGGAGUGGAGUUGAGCGCGGCAAGAAGGAAGGAGUGGGGUGAAGGUGUUUUUAAGAUUGGAUUUUAUUUCUCAUUAUCCUACUCCAAUUUGAUCGGUAAUAAAUUAAACAUUUCCCCAAGUCGAGUCUGUUUUGCCUGUGGUGGUAGUUGGUGAGUGAUCUCUCUCUGUCCUUAUCUCGAUCCAUGAGCCCUUCACUGUAUUUUCUCUCCCCUGUCCGGCUGAGGAGGGGAGUGAUAGAGUGGCUUUUGGGGGCACCUGGUGUCCAGCCAGGGUCAACCCACCACAACAGGAUGGUAUUUUUAGGCCUUAUCUCUUCAGGGAAAUUUACCAUAUCUAUUUAUCACUAGUUAUUCUGGUAUAAUUCUUCAUGUUGAAUUUAAAAAUAAAAAUCUUUCUCUUGGAUGUUGAAAAAUAACUUUUUGUUUCUGGGGAAUUAUACCAGUAUAAUUACACUGAUAUAAUUACGUUUGUAAAUCAGAUGCAAGAUUUCUCAGUGUGGGCACUAGGGAGGCACUGAAUUUGGUGCUUCUGGAAACUUACUUGCAAUAGUGUUUAUUUUUUUGUGUUAUAUUCUCCCCUGCAACCAAAUAUAGGAACAGUAACUUAAAGGCAGUGAAACCUUUGCUAUCUUUUCUGCUAGUUACUCAUUUUCUCUCUAUUAAAAUGAUGGGUGAAAAAAAAACAACCUGGCAUCAAUCUCCAGUUUAAAAUUAUUUUAAAAGUAUAUUGAAUGCAAGGACUUUUGUUUUCAUCCUUGGAGUGCAGAAGCAAAGUGAAGCCUUGUUAAUGUAGUGGCAGUUUAGAAUUCUUCUAGCUUACAGUCUUCCUUUUAUUUUCACCAAUUGUCAUCUUUUUUUAGUUUCUGACAGCAGUGAGGUUGACUAUAAAGGUGCAGUUAUCUCUCAACUGCCAGAAACAGUUAGCAAAGGUUUAUUAAAAAGUCUUUUUACGAGGCAGCUCCUUUCCUGUAUCACGGCUAAUAAAAAACCCAAACAAUGUGUCGUCCCUCCCCACCCCACAGCAGCUAGUUUUUUGGAAUUAAGUAAUUUGUUGCAUGCAGCAGAUAAUGUGCAAAGGCUGUAAAUAGUAAUAUUUCAAUCCUGAAGAUUUUUUUCCUUUGGCACAAAUAUUAGAAAUGUCACUGGUAUGGAAGAUGGAGGAAAAGUUUUUUCUCAAUGAACAAUUUUCUGUAUUGCAGGGAUUAGACAUCCUAGUAAUUGUCUACAGAAAGCACAGAAGCUAACAUUAUUCUUUAAAUGUCUGAAACCAAAAGGCAUUUUAAUGCCAAAUUUGAUUGUGUUUGUGAAGGGAAGUUUUCAGAUGAACAAGUGAUUGUACAAAGCUGAUGCAUUUUAUCACUGGGGAUGGACUUUGCAAGUACUCUUAGAGUCUUGGGUGUUAUGGGUUUGGAAUGAGGACCAUUUUCAAAUGGUAAAUAUCAGGAAUGAUCAAUGUUUGUUUAAAUCUGUAAAGGGUUUGAUAUAGCUAUAAGGCCAUUACCUAUCUCUGCCAUCGUUUUUGAUGCCAAUCAAUGUGCUGCAGCUUUGUCCAACUUUUAGUAAACUGAAUGAUGGGAGGUAACUCUUAACAGAGGCAUUGCCUGAAAAAGGAGGCCAGUCAUACAGUAGAAUAUUUGUUUUAAAGAAUUGCAGUGAGUUUCUGGAGAUGACUGAAAACUUCCUGUGUCAUGAUGUUGCUAGAUAAGCAUUCAUGACUUGUUUGUGGCUUUAUUUGAAUGAAUGCUGUCUGUGCUUGUCAGUCUGCUGCUUAGACAGAGGUUACAAAAAUAUACUUUACCUUUGUAAAUUUAGCAGCUACGCACAAGAAAUGGAGAAAAGAAGGGAAAAGAAAAAAGGCAUCUGCACUAAUGAGAGCAAAAAGGUUUUUCUCCCCCCAUUACUUUCCCAAGUUAAAUGGGAAAAACUUCCUAUAAAAGUAGAAGUCAUUGCAUAGCUGAAGAGUUGUAAACGAGCAGGGUCCUCUGCUGCCGCAGCCUCACACAGUUCUGUCAAACAUGCAAGAACAAAAUGCUGAGUGUUACAUUUUGCUUGUGAGCAGCCGUCUUGGAGCAGCCGUAGCAAUACUUGGCGACUCCCUUGUCCGCUAGAAAGUAAAGCUGGUGCUCUCUUUGGUUGGUUGGUUUUAGUUUUAUUUUAAAUUUUUAUUCGUAUACUGUGACUCCAAAGUGUCACCAUUUCAAGCAGACGUUUAAAAUGCUGAAUGGGAGAGUCGUGGCUUUGGAGAGGCUCUCACUGUAGUGCACUGACUCUUAAGGCAGUAUAUAUGGCACCUUUUUAAAAAGUCUUCCAGUUUCUUACAGAAAACAGAUUUAUUUUGGAGCUCUUUCACAGCCUCUGUGGAUCUUGGUAAUUCUGCUCUUCUGUAAUCUGGAACACCGCUUUUCUAAAUAGCAUCUUUUCAUAUUCUGGACUUUUAGGUGGCUGUUUUUCAAAAUUCAAGUCAUCUACUACCAUUAUAAAAUCUUUGUCUGCAAUUUUAGAGUGGAAAAAGCCAUUUAAUUGUUUUCCCCUUCCAUUCUCUGUUUUUAAAGGAAAUGUGUUUGUGACAAAUGGACGUUAAAAAGGGGCUGCUUCUUGCAGUGUAUAGUCACCUAUUAACUGUGAACUUACAGAAUUUAAUUCCCAUGUAAAAACUUAUUAGGCACAGGAUGUGAAGACACAACACACAGAAUUUUGGCUAUUCUAAUCUCCAAGUUAGAAAACUUCAUUAGUGGUGGGUGGGGAGGUUGUUUUGUUUUUUACAAACGGAUAUUUGUAUUUGCCACUUGCAGAUGAUCCCUCAGUUUACUGUCAGCAGUUCUGUUAUAUGGAUUAGUAGUUACCUAUAUUUCUUAACACCGAGAUUUUAAAUUAUGUUCAACUUUGUUUUCAGAAUGGAAAUGUAAAAUUUACAUUGUACAGUAAGAAGUUAGGUGUUCAAGAACAACAACAAAAAGCUAGUUUAAGAUCAUACCGUGUAAACAUUCUGCUGGAAGACUUCUUACCCUGACUCCUGUUGUUCAUCUGUAUAUAGAUAAUUAUUACUAAAUAAAGGAUUUAUCUUUGUGAAUAGAAA
Messenger RNA from Harpia harpyja (harpy eagle), 7083 nucleotides. It is a transcript of the gene ABCB7, whose product is annotated as ATP binding cassette subfamily B member 7. The record is from RefSeq and is a predicted model, not a curated record. Gene Ontology annotation, cellular component: mitochondrial inner membrane. NCBI's taxonomy places the organism in Eukaryota, Metazoa, Chordata, Aves, Accipitriformes, Accipitridae. Gene Ontology annotation, molecular function: ATP binding; ABC-type transporter activity; ATP hydrolysis activity. Gene Ontology annotation, biological process: intracellular iron ion homeostasis; transmembrane transport. Bases 26 to 2287 code for a protein of 753 amino acids. The transcript has 16 exons.